GCAGUGACGCGCUGGUACACGGAGGCUGUGCUGAGAGGAGACCGUGGCGGCAACGGACGGAGGCUGAAUGAAACCCGACUAUAAAGACCAUGACCUGAAGGUUCAACCCACUGCACUCCUCCCUUCCCUCCCUCCCUCCGCGAUGAAUGACAAGCUGGUGUUUCUUGGGCUGCUCUACUUCAUCCAGGGCAUCCCAUAUGGCCUGCAGUCAUCCCUGCUGCCCGUGUACCUGCGCGGCGCCGGCCACUCCCUCACCCGCAUCAGCCUGACCAAGGUGCUCUACUUCCCCUGGGUGCUCAAGGUUCUCUGGGCGCCCUUGGUGGACCGAACGGGCACCAAGCGGUGCUGGCUGGUGGCCACUGUGGCCGGCCUGGCCCUCACAUGCCUGGCUAGCGCCACUGUGGCACCCGAGUCGCAGUACGCAGCGGUGGCGGGCUCCCUGCUGGCCAUGAACGUGCUGGCCUCGGUGCAGGACAUUGCAGUGGACGGGGCGGCCGUGCGCCUGCUGCGGGGGCAGGGCGAGCUGGGGCUGGGCAACACCGCUCAGGUGGUGGGCUACAAGGCCGGCUCUGUGUUUGCUGGAGGCGGGUUGCUGGCAGUCAUCGAUGUGGCUGGCUGGGGCUGGAUGUUCACCCUGCUGGCCUGCGUCUAUGGAGGGGUAGCACUGUUCGUGUGGGGCGCCCCUGUGCUGGACGGGGAGCCAGGCCGGGCACAGGGUGAAACACGCAGGGGCUCCCGUGAUGUUGUGCGGCCAUGGAGGGUCUGGAGGAAGCUGAUGGAUGUGCCCGGGACACCGUGGACCAUGCUUUAUGUGCUUACUUAUAAGCUAGGUGAGCAGGGAGCCAUCACCAUGUUUCCGCUGUUCCUUCUAGACCAUCACAUGACUGCGCGUGAGCUGGGAAUGUGGAAUGGUGUGGUUGCCAUGGCUUUCAGCAUCUGCGGCUCCUCUGCUGGAGGCUUCUUACUCUCCCGCUACAGUAUUGGCUUAUUGAUGAGGCGUGUGUUCGUGAUCAGGACCAUCAGCAUGGUUUUUCAGUGUUCCCUGCUCACAGUGCUGGAGCCCUCCCCGCUUAUGAAAGGGGUGUCGGUGUUGAGUCUGAGCGUGCAGCAUUUCAUAGCAGGCCUCAUCACUACACUGACCUUCACCGCCAUGAUGAAUUGCACACAGAGGGCUGAGGAGAGCAUCCAGGCCACUCACUACAGUUUCUUGGCCACCCUGGAGGUGCUGGGGAAGCUGAGCUUCAGCGCCCUGGCUGGUGGCAUGGUGGACACGGUGGGCUUUCCCAUAGCCUUCCUCCUGUUUCUCUUCCUCACCUCCAGCAGUGCGCUGCAUGUGUGGAGAGCCACAGAGACAGGAGCUCUGAAGGAACAGCUGAAAGAACAGCCUCAAUGAGCAGCUUCAGCUGCAGCGCAGGAGUCAGGCAGGACCAGUUAGGUGUGUGGUUGUGGGUGUGUGGGUGUGUGUGUGUGUUAGAAUGCUAAAGGAAAAGCUUGAAGAUUGGCUGCAGUGAACAGCUUUACCUGUAGACCAGUGGGACAAUGAAUGAGUGUCUUGUGAGAACAGUAAACAGCUUAAGUGUAGCAGGAGGAGCAGUGAGGUGAGUGAAUGUUUGUGACAGGUGUUCAUUGAAUGUUCUGGGGUGCAUGUAGAAGCACAGUGUCAUUAAUGCAAAGCACUGCUACAUUAUUUGAUUGUUACUGGUGCCCCCUUGUGGAGAAUUUUCAGCCUGCUAAAUGCGAGUGAGUAAAUGUGCCAGUUCUAUGAGCUGCUUCACAUACAGUGCUGCUUGAAAGUUUCUGCAAGGAAUCUCUUGUAUAAUUAUAGGUUUUUUAAGUUCUGCUGUGAAAUCUUUUUCAGUUUUCAAUUUCAGUGAACAGUCUGACCAAAUCUGUGUGUUGGUUUAAUCAAAAUCGUGCAGAUCAUGUGGAAAAGAUUGGGAACCUAUCAAAGACCAAUCAAAGACGAGAUCUUAGGAAACAGUUUGGGCGGGACUGUGACAUAUAGUGAGGAGAAACCUGGUCAGUUUGGUGUGAGCCGUGCAGGUGGAUGCAAAACACACCAUGCCAAGCGGGACAUCUAGCUCAAAAACAGGACAUGAGACAGUUCAUCUGGGGCAUCUCCAAAAAGAUUUCAGCUCCAUCAAUUCACUGUGAGGCAAAUAAUUUACAAAUGGAGAGCGUUUAUCAUGACAGCGUUCCAGCCUAGGAAUGGAAACCGUUCCAAAAUAUCCUUAAGAUCUACAAGAAAAAGAACAAAUCAGUUUAAAGCCAACAUAACAUCCAGAGAUUUGCAGACCUCCCUUGCUGCAUCUCAGGUAACUGUGCAUGCUUCAGGGAUGAGAAGAACACAAUCAAAAUGGCAUUUAUGGAAGGGUUGCAAGUAAGAAAGCCUCUGCGGUCAAAAAGACACUGGCCGCGUUAAUCUUCCCAGUUACCACCUGGAGGAACCUGUAAGUCAUUCUCUGGACGGAGUCUAAAAUUGACCUUUUUGGUCACAAUCAGAAUCACUUAACACUCCCUACCAACAAAAGAACCUUGUCCUAACAGCAAAGCAUGGUGGUGGGAGUGUUAAGAUUUGGGUCCUGUUUUUCAUGCAUCGUUAACAAAACAUGAAUUCUGAGGUUAAACAGGAGAUUCUUGAACAGAAUGUCAUGCCAUCUGUUAAUAUCAUUUGAGAGUUUUUGGGGAAAAUAAUAACCAUCCCUUCAGGCUUCACAAACGUUCAAGCAGCACUGUAUAAAAACUGAGCUUUUUGCUUGAGCAACUGGAUAACCUAAGGCAUAAGCUAAGAAUUCUGUAGGAAUGUAAAUCCCCUUCUCUUGAGUUUAGAAAAAAGUGUGAAUUUGAGCACAAGUAAUCUAACUAAAUGGGAAAAGAUCCCAAGCCUGUAUUGUAUGGAUGAAAUUAAAUAUAACUCAGCAGCAGCUAAAGCAAAUUUCACAUCAUACAGUUAGAUUCAACCAGCAAAGAGCUAGACUAGAGCUACAGGACAAACCGUUUGCUGUGCAGCAGUGAGUUGCUGAACCACUACCUCCUGGGACAGGGAUGGGCCAUUCCAGUAUGGAAAAAUUAACACAAAACACUGUACAGUUUAGUGUUUCCUCUGCUCUAACACACAUCAUUCAACCUUAAGGGCUUAAUCAGCUCAUGCCUAGGACUGCAACUCUGCAGCUUUAGGGGUUGGUGAUAUGAAAAAAUUAAUAUUUCUCGUUACUGAAAGAAAUUUUCAUGAUACAUGAUACGUAUUAGAGUCUGACCAAUAAAUCGGCGUGUCGAUGUUAUCAUCCAGUACGAGCUACAGUAAAGUGAAAACCAGUCAGACAUACAGCAACAUUAACCUGUGUUUAACAUUACAGUUGUUGAGUGGUGUAAGCUAAGCUCUUGACAAACUUGGUUGUAGAUUUAUUUAAAUUUGAAACAAUAACAAGUAAAACAGUGUGAAUUCUCAUGAAUAAACAAACAGUGGUCCUAUCCUUUCUCCAUAGCUCGUCACUUCCAAAACGACUCUGGCAACAUCGCUUACAGCAGCUUAUAACGCUGACCACAAAGCUAGCUAAUGCUUUGUUUAUCAUUGGAAAACAACUAGCGUUAAUAAGCGAUUAAAGUGUAGUGUUUAACUUAUACUGAUAUAAAUAUUGAGCGGGCUUGUCGUGUUUUCCAGAGGAAUCAAACCUGAAUUUGGAGAGGUUCCUGAGCAUCGUACACUCUCCUUAUUCUUAGGAUGAACAGAGAUCGUGAAUUUCUUUUCUGAUUUCUCUCACAAAAAACAGUGAAAUAGUUACACAUAGCCGACAUUUUCACUGUUGAUUUGCUGCCGCUCAAAUUGUUUGAACGCAUCUGUGCUGACCAGAUUAGGAGAGUGAAGGAAAACAAAACUGGGACAUUUUUUCUUCUCAUAAACAUUCAAAUGAUUUAUUAAGUGUUCGAUUUUGCUGCAUUGUGAUGGUGUUCAAGAUUUCGUUGUUUUGCUUUUUUUUGUUGUUUUUUGCAAUUUUUUGCUGCAGUUUUCAAUGUUUUCAAAAUGGUGCCAUUUGUAACAGUUUUCAGAGCAUUUCAGUGCAUCCCCUCUUUUUAAACGUCUUAAAAAUGAAAACAACUUGUUUGUUUAGCUCUGUCAUUGAUCAAGCAAUCAAAAUUUUUAAGACACUCAAAACCAAUUUAAAAAGUCAUAUACAAAUAUUUUUUGGUGCCCCUUCUGCACUUUUUAAUGCACAAUUACUGUUUAUUUGCUGAAUUUAACAUACUGGGGAAACAAUAAACCUUAAAAUGUGGUCUGUGCAAACUUUAUGGCACAUUUUCUGUUUUGUUUUGAUUUUUUUCUCAAUAUGUUAAACUCGCGAACAAAUGGAAAUAGAAAAAUGCCAUAUUUAAGUGUGUUGACAAUUUCAUUUAGAAAUUUGUCAGAACAUGUGAUUUAACCAGGGAUGUUAACUGUCACAAACAUCUACCUGAAUACGUUUUCUACUACUCCAGACAGCAAGGUAGCCAAAGCACUCUCAUGUAUUCUUGUAAAGAAUCAAAACUUAAAGCAUGCUGUCCAGAAAAGAAGCAAAUUUAUUUGCACUAUACUGAGCGAUAAAAAUUGUUGCCUCAAAUCAGUUAGGAUUAGUCUUGCAAGCCACGCCAGUCUCCAUUGUUUCCCUACGAAAGUGCAUGUUUUCAUAAAAGUGGUAAACAUGUCGGUUAUUCAGAUGUUUUCAGGUAUUUCAAUAGUUUAUCAAAUAUUAUCAAAGGUUCAUUGCAGACUCAUGAGUUGAUUCUGGUGUGUUGGAAUUGGGAAAACACUUGUAGAACCCAACACGGUAAUAAUCUCCCAAUAAUGUAAUACGAUUUUGCACUUAACCAAGUAAAAAAUGUAAUAAAACUCAAUAAUGUAGAAGAAUUGACUUUGUCUUAUUGAUGGUCCCCUCAUCACUGACUGGGUUGAUUCUUGUGUAAAGCACAGAUGCAGGGUAAAAGACCUUUUUGAAAACAAAUUUAAGCAAAAAUACUCAAAUUAUAAAUAUAAUACAUUUCCAAUCAAGUAAUAAGGCAUUUCGUUGUCAAUAAAAGUAUUAUGACAUGAUCGGUUAAGACAUCAUAUUACAUUUGUGGGAAACAAUCACAGUAUUGGGUUCUCCAAUACUAAACCUCAUAGUGCCAUUGGUCUCAAAGACUGGCAUUGUCCAUCCUCGUCCUGGUGCAGCAGCACUGCUACUUAUUAACAUCUAAAGCAGCCAAAUAUUGCUAGCAUGAGAAAUGUCCAGAUUUAAGUUUCAGCAGUUAACUAAACCAGGUGGCUGUUAAAUGCCUUUCAAACUGAGCCAUGGCGUCAGGCCAUUGAGUUUGCCAAAAGAGGAUCUGUUAGCUUAUUCAUGCACAUGAUGUGAAAUUGUAAUGACUUAUUAUUACUUAUUAUAAUUUAUUUCUGUAAUUCAGGUGUAGUUUUAACCUGUAAUGAAAACUGAGUACAAGUAUGGUAUGGAAUAGAGUUAUGAUAUCCUGUAGGUAUGAAAUAAUGUAUUUAUUAUAAUGUUCUUAUAAGGCACAGUAUCAUUAUAAAAUAUAUUAUCGUGUGGAUGAAAUGAAGUAUAAUUUAGUUUCUAAAUCAUGCAUCCAUUUUAGAACCACACACAAACAUCAAUAAUGAACGUUUUCUUGUAGAUACAGUGAAAUCCUUUCAUGAAUGCCAAAUUUUAUUACUUUUCUGUAGUAUUUUCAUUACUGACACUUGUGUAAAAUAAUGUAAAUCUGGAUUUUCUGUAUUGAUUUUUUUUUGGAGCACACCAUUUGGGUUAUUUUUUUGGGUACAAAACUUGUUUAGAGUGCUCUGCAUUUCCUAUGCAAUGAUGCAAUAAUGUUAAAUUUUAUUCCUUUAAAAGUUGUAUUUACAUUUAAAGGCUGUAGAUUUUAUUUUGCUUUCUUUUCAAAUAUUUUAGCCAAAAAUUCCAUUGUCGCUAAGAACGAAGACUAGCAGUUAGCAUUAUGCAAUGGAUGUUGGAAGCCAUGAUUGCAAAUUAUGGAGGUACUGAAGCUUCACGUAAUAGCACGGGGCUAUUGUUCUUUGUGAAUUUAUUUUUUUUUAUUGCCAAAAUAAUUUCUUAGUCUUUUGUUAACUUGAAUUUUCUUAUGUUCAUUGAAGAACAUCAUCAGGUGAUUCAUUAUGUGUAGAUAUGUCUAUGUAUUGAUGAAGACUUUGAGUUUUAUGGGGCCUUUAAAAAAGUAAAAAUUUCAUUCUUACAAAUAAAUCCAAGAUAACAAUGCAAGCUAACUACAUACACAACAAAAGCAUGUAUUAGUCUGAUCGGUAUAAUUAAGAAUUAUGGCUGUCUUGAAUAACCAUAUAAGGUGCUCUCCUUUUAUGGUGUUUUUUUUUUUUGUCCUUGAAAUCACACACAAAGUGCACACGUUCUCUGAUAUACCAGCAACGCCUUGCACAAAAUGUAUAAAUAAAAAACUACGAUUAGACUUAAAA
Messenger RNA from Colossoma macropomum (tambaqui), 6454 nucleotides. It is a transcript of the gene slc33a2, whose product is annotated as major facilitator superfamily domain containing 3. The record is from RefSeq and is a predicted model, not a curated record. Gene Ontology annotation, cellular component: membrane. Gene Ontology annotation, molecular function: transmembrane transporter activity. Gene Ontology annotation, biological process: transmembrane transport. Lineage: Eukaryota; Metazoa; Chordata; Actinopteri; Characiformes; Serrasalmidae.